UAUCUGUCUCGAGACUUGAAAAACAUCACAAGUGCGGCUGCUUAUCGCUAUUCAAUUCUCUCCACUUUUGAGAGUAACAUUUUGGACGUGUUUUUGAAAUUCAACAAACAGACUCCGCUCACUCGGUUUCCUAGAGUAUAAGAAUAGUUUCUCUGUGCCAGUCGUUGACCCAUUUUACACCGCUGCAGAGAACAUCCAGCGGGAGUUUGUUUUAUCCACUGGCUGACCGCUAAUCCUCUGUGGCUGAUAACUCAUGACCUGGUAUCCUAGCAUCCUCAAGCGCUAGUGAUAUGGGAGAGUGGUGGACAACCAUGCCAGGAGACACAUCUAUGGGAAACCAUGACAUCUCCAGCAUAUCACAUUUAACUAUGUCACCGUCAAGGCAGAACAACCUUGCGUCAGCGCAGCCUUUAUUCAGAAACUCCUGCAAUCUGGUGACAGUGUUUUGUACAGAUGACAAUGUUCCACAGUGCAUCUCAUACAUCAAUCAGGAGCUGUCCUCCCUGGGUCUGUCCUCAUACAUGGAGGCAAGCUCAGGAGGGAGUGCCGGCCUGAACGUGGUGCCAGCUUUGAACUGCGCCUUUGAGUUGCUGCAGAUCCACAGACGCACUAUGGUCACUUUAGAGGAGCUUGAGCGAGAGCAGCUCAAGAAGUCCAGCACUUUGGAUCACAUGCAGAUGAGUAAUUCAAGACUUCGGGAUCAGCUUGAAUUAUCAUUACGGGAGAAAUUGGGUCUCCAUGAGACUGAGAGGCAGCUCCAAUUAAAAAUCAAGACCCUUCAAAGCUGCCUGAAGACAGAGAAAGAAGAGGUUCAGAAGCUCCAGCGUAUCGUUGCUAGCCGUGCGUCACAGUACAGCCAUGACGCGAAGAGAAAAGAGAAAGAGUCGGCGAAGCUCAAGGAACGCCUCAGCCAGCUACUAGUGGACAGAAAAGAUAAGAGACUUGCUAUUGAAAUGCUGAAUUGUCUUGGACGAGCAGAUGGUAAAAGGAGCCACUGGAAGACCACCAAAGUCACAAGCGGCCAUGAAGAGCAGAUGUACAAGUCCGUGUUGCGGGACUACGAAGCCAGCCAGCGCUCACUGCUGGAGGAGAAUGCUGAGCUGAAGAAGGUCCUACAGCAGAUGAAAAAAGAAAUGAUACACAUCCUGAGUCCACGCCAAGCACCAUGUAGAGGAGGAGAUGCUGAAAAUAGCCAAGAGAUGUUGGAUGCAGAUGGGGGGGAGAAGACUGGUGACUCGAGCAGGGAAAUACUGGACCUGUCAUGUGACCAAGCGAGGGAGCAGCUCACCAACAGCAUCCGGCAGCAGUGGAGGAAACUGAGGAGCCACAUGGAGAAGUUGGACCACCAAGUUCAAAAUCAAGUGGAAUCCGAUCGAGAGGUGAUCCCGAGGGAAACCCAUGAAGAUGAAAUGGAGAAGAUGAGGCGUGAAGUGCAGCAGUGCAAAGAGUUCAUUCACACGCAGCAGCAACUCUUACAGCAACAGCUAAACACGUCAUUUGACGAGGAGACUGCAGAGCUUCUCACUGACUGCUACACCUUGGAGGAGAAGGAGCGGCUCAAGGAGGAGUGGAGGCUCUUUGAGGAGCAGAAGCGAAACUUUGAGCGGGAAAGGAAGUACUUUACCGAGGCAGCUAUCCGCCUCGGCCGAGAGAAAAAAGUCUUUGAGGACGACCGUGCCUCUUGGCUGAAAAGUCAGUUUUUAAACAUGACGCCCUUCACCAACCGUAGUCGAUGCUCCUCGACUGAUGGUUACUCUGCUUUAUCCAUUAGAAGUGAGCCAGAGAGAAGAACGUCCUCUUCAAAAAGCCAGCUAUCCUCAAACUGCACGCCAUUCUCCACUCCUAAGCCUGCGCGGGCUCAAAACGACACUGUGCCAUCCACUGCUGAACUUUACCGGACACUCCGCCUCAUUCCAGAUUCUAGUUUCAGUCCCUCUGGGUUUUUAAAUGGAGGACAACGGCGAGAGGCCUGCAUCAUCCCCGAUGACGUCAGAGACUCACAAGUCAAGGCCAAAAAUCGAGUCUACAGAGAAGACUUGAGUAUAUUUUCUCUCAGGGACGAUGAGAACAGUCUAACUUAAAACACCCAUGCAAUUCACGUGCUUCUUCCUUUCUAAUAUGGCUGAACAAUCUUUUGAUAUUUUUGACUGAUCGGACAUACAUACUGAUCAGUUGUCAAAUGAACAAGAAAGCACUUUAAAAAGAAACAUCAGCACUGAAAAGUCAAGUCAGAAUUUUACCAAGUAAUUAUGUUUUGUUUUUGUUUUUUUAACUUGACAUCCUAUAUUGUUUGAAUUUAACAAAGGUAUUUAAAUCUACAAUCAGAAUGUUUAGCACUUUUCAAUUGCACUUUGUCAAUAUGUGCUGGUUUAAGAGUAAAUAAAUAUUUUUUUUUUUCUAAGAAACUGGAUUUCCCCCCACUCUGUAUUGAUAGCACUCCUCAAGUACCACUCUUUCUAAUUGAAGACUAACAUUUUAAAUUUUGUAUCUAACCAAAUUCAGUGCUACUUUACCUACCUUCGGCAAAGCAAACACUUGUCAAAUUUAAGAAUACUUGUAUAACCUACCUGUGUACCACUAACGCUGGACCAGCUGAAAUGGAGGAAUGCCGCAAGUAAUGAGGGAAAGUGUUUAGGGCUAUCGAUUAAUCUAUCGAUUAGACUAAUCGAGUAAUCGGAUUACAAAUAUUUAACGCGUUACAAAAUUUUAGGAUAUGUAAAACGAAUAAGUGUUUAUGCUUCGAACAAUAUUUGUUUUGGCUUGCGUGGGUUACUUUCGAAAGAGCAUUAAGUACAAAAUAAAAUUCCUGAGUGUUUCUUCAAUUAUACUUUCAUUUCACAAGAGCAAUCAGUGAAUUUAAAAAGAAAUUAUCCGAGCUUAGCCUCAAACAAUAUCAAAAUUAAAGGGUAUGUCAUGCCCUGGGAAAAUGUUAAUAUUCCAUCAUUUAUCCAUAAACGCAUGCCUUUUGUAUUCAUAUCAUGCCACUUCGUGUAAUUACACACAAGAAAAUGAGAGAAAUUUGGCUCGAUUGUCAAGCUAAAACGACCGGCGCCCGAGAUCUGGCAGAUUGUGUGCGUGACGUCACGACAAGUGAACAGAGUGCCACCGGCCACUAGGGGGGCAGCGCCCGUCUGCAUCAAUAUAAUUCCUUCUAGUGAGGGGAGAAUUAGGAGUGUUUUGAGCUGUUUAUUCUGAUGCAUUGUGUUCGUCCUGCACAUAUUCCAGGUUCCCUCAUGAAGAAACACCCCUCGUUGUCAAUAAAAGAGAAUUCAGAAUUGACAGUCAGGGGUGUUUCUUCAAGAAAAAGGCUCAGUGCUUUAAUACUGAAUGGCAGCGAUGAUGGCAGACAAUUUCGUUUCUAGUUUCAGCGACGAAUCCGACAUAGAAGGACGUAACGAAUGUUCAUCUAAUGGUGACGAGGAGAGUUACGAAGCUUUAAUCGGUGUUUUAGGUUACCAAUUUGAGCCCAAACGAACGCCAAUGCAGCGUAAUGAAACGGUCAUUGAGGGGAGCAAUGAACUGAUGAAACAACGGCAGCAGAUCGUGUGGGAAACACCAAUGAUUUGUUUUGCAUUUCUUUUUGUGAAGCUGAUACACAGUGACUGCAAAAUAAAGGAAUGCAUAGAAUAAUUAUCAUUUAUUGCGCUAUCAUAGCUUUUCGCUCUGCCAACAGACAGAAAUAUGAAUGGGAUCAGAGGAUUUGUUCUAUAUAUUUUACGAACGAUAAUUUAUACACGUGUCCAGUCCUGUAUCCAAUGCGUGACAUUUUUUUAUUAUAAAAGAGUACUCACUCUGGCCAUUUCGAGCUUGGCUGCUCCCCUCCUUUG
Messenger RNA from Corythoichthys intestinalis (scribbled pipefish), 3827 nucleotides. It is a transcript of the gene ssx2ipa, whose product is annotated as synovial sarcoma, X breakpoint 2 interacting protein a. Gene Ontology annotation, biological process: intraciliary transport involved in cilium assembly. The record is from RefSeq and is a predicted model, not a curated record. Bases 291 to 2081 code for a protein of 596 amino acids. The transcript has 14 exons. NCBI's taxonomy places the organism in Eukaryota, Metazoa, Chordata, Actinopteri, Syngnathiformes, Syngnathidae. Gene Ontology annotation, cellular component: ciliary basal body; centriolar satellite.